AUGGAAGAUACCUUGCUUCGUGAUCUUAUAGCCAAGAACGGCUAUGUCGACUCGCUCCUUCCUGGUCAAAGACAUCGUUGCGUGGUCCAAAGGCAAGAAUGGGUUCGAAACACGCGAGAUGCCGCCGAUCGAGCGGUAUCGAUCGAACAAGGUACUUCGGCUGAUGUUAAGUCCGAAAGUUGGGUAACAGUGAAUCAGGCACAGUCAUCAUUGAAAUCAGCCUGCAAUUCUGAUAAAGAUACGUCAUCCGAACGAGUUUCAGAGGUCACAGCAGAUGAAGAAGAGAAAAGUGAUCCAGAUUUAGUGCUAUGUCGUCUGUGCAAUAAACCUGUAGUGUUGACCCAGCUGAAAAAUGUUGUUGAGCACGCGAAGGAGCACUACCUUGUGAAGCAGUUCGAAUGCUCGCUUUGUGGUUUUGCUAACGACAACCAACUUCAUGUUAUAAGUCAUGCAGUUACUCAACAUCCGAACAAACUUCCUCGUAUAGUAAAGCACAAGAUGAAAGUUGUACUAAUCUCAUUCAUGGUCUUCCGUAUGCAAGCAGGGGUUUUACACAGUACUGACCCGAGAGACGAACGCUCGGCUAACGAUGAUAAAUUCGAAGAAGAACUAGAGAGUGGAUAUCAGAAGCUCAAAGGCGAGCCAAAUGCUGAUAAUACGAAGAGGCUUCUUGAGCAAUUGCACAAGAUGGAACCAGAGAUCAAACAAGAACUCAGUCUAUCUCGAGAGCGGAAAGCUGAAUUACAGGAAGCAAUGCAGAAUUACGUGGAAGUCAAAAAGGACAACAUUGGUGAAGCGAUUGAAGAAAUCAAUGAGAAAAGCAAAAUUGAUAGGGCUCUGUUCCAAGGAGACAUGCUGCUCACUAGAGAACAAGCCGAAGAGGUCAUAGAAGACGUUAAAGAGAACGAAGUCAAACGCAACAAACGGCAAGCAUAUCGCGACAACAGAUACCCUAAGGCACUAUGGUCAAAUGGAGACGGCUGGUUAUCUCAAUUCACAAAACAAUCUGAACAGACCAACUACAACUAUGACCUGAGCUACGACUAUGGAGGUGUGAUGCAUUACGGAGCGACAGGAGUAGUAUUUUUCAAGGCACCGGAUGGUUCAAAAGUUGAGGUGGUGCUUGAUAGAUAUCAGGAUGGCGUAUCUACUGACGGGUGUCGCUUUGCGGGAAUCGAAAUUAAAACUGGAAGCGAUAAGCGUCACACUGGCUACAGGCAAGAGUUUAGUUAUAACCAGCGUUUCUUCUAA
Angiostrongylus costaricensis is the source of this 1251-nucleotide messenger RNA. The record is from the annotation of a GenBank genome assembly. Lineage: Eukaryota; Metazoa; Nematoda; Chromadorea; Rhabditida; Metastrongylidae.